UUCGGCCAUGUUGGGUGUAUGUUACAGCAGGAAUGUGUAUAUCAACAAAGAGAUCGAACAUAAUAUGUGACUUGUGAUCAAUAAAUCCUGGCUGAUUAAUAGACGAACUGAGCUCAUUGGAAAAUACUUUCCCUAAAACAGAAACAGCAGCUGUCAAUCUCUAUUUGAUAUUGCCGGCAGCAGAAGUUUUUCUAAAGAACAGGACACCAACAGAACUAUACUAAGCAAGAUUAUGAAGAAAUCUUUUAAUAAGACAACCAAGGAUUCCAGCUCUCCAAACUCAAGCAAUUUCUCAGAACCCUUUAUGUCUACAAAGGAGAUCAUAAACACAAAACCUUUCUCAUGUUCUGAAUGCGGAAAAUGUUUUCGCUGGCAUUCACACAUUGUUCUACAUCAGAAAACUCACACAGGAGAGAAACCUUUCUCAUGUGCUGAAUGUGGGAAAUGUUUUAGCCAUAACCCGGCUCUAGUUUCACAUCAGAGAAUUCACACAGGAGAGAAACCUUUCUCAUGUUCUGAAUGCGGAAAAUGUUUUCGCUGGCAGUCACACAUGGUUCUACAUCAGAGAACUCACACAGGAGAGAAACCUUUCUCAUGUGCUGAAUGUGGGAAAUGUUAUAGUAAUAACCCGGCUCUAGUUUCACAUCAGAGAACUCACACAGGAGAGAAACCUUUCUCAUGUGCUGAAUGUGGGAAAUGUUUUCGCUUGCACUCAUCUCUUGUUUUACAUCAGAGAACUCACACAGGAGAGAAACCUUUCUCAUGUUCUGAAUGUGGAAAAUGUUUUAGCGGGCACUCACAUCUUGUUACACAUCAGAGAACCCACACAGGAGAGAAACCUUUCUCAUGUUCCGAAUGUGGGAAAUGUUUUAGCAAUAACCCGACUCUAGUUUCACAUCAGAGAACUCACACAGGAGAGAAACCUUUCUCAUGUGCUGAAUGUGGGAAAUGUUUUAGCGUGCACUCAGGUCUUGUUCAACAUCAGAGAACUCACACAGGAGAGAAACCUUUCUCAUGUUCUGAAUGUGGAAAAUGUUUUAGCGGGCACUCACAUCUUGUUACACAUCAGAGAACCCACACAGGAGAGAAACCUUUCUCAUGUUCUGAAUGUGGGAGAUGGUUUAGACAUAACACAUCUCUAGUUAGUCAUCAGAGAACACACACAGGAGAGAAAACUUUCUCAUGUUCUGAAUGUGGGAGAUGGUUUAGACAUAAAACAUCUCUAGUUAGUCAUCAGAGAACCCACUCAGGAGAGAAACCUUUCUUAUGUUCUGAAUGUGGGAAAUGUUUUAGCGGGCACUCAAAUCUUGUUUCACAUCAGAGAACCCACUCAGGAGAGAAACCUUUCUCAUGUUCUGAAUGUGGGAGAUGGUUUAGACAUUACACAACUCUUACGUUACAUCAGAGAACUCACACAGGAGAGAAACCAUUCUCAUGUUCUGAAUGUGGAAAAUGUUUUGUCAAUAAAACGAAUCUUGUGCUUCAUCAGAGAACUCACACAGGAGAGAAACCGUUCUCAUGUUCUGAAUGUGGAAAAUGUGUUAGUAGUAAGGCAAAUCUUGUUAUACAUCAAAGAACUCACACGGGAGAGACACCGUUUGCAUGUUCUGAAUGUGGAAAAUGUUUUAGCUGUACACAAUCUCUUGUUAGACAUCAGAGAACUCACACAGGAGAUAAACCGUUCUCCUGUUCUGAAUGUGGAAAAUGUUUUAGUAGUAGAGACCUUCUUGUUAGACAUCAGAGAACUCACACAGGAGAGAAACCAUUCUCAUGUUGUGAAUGUGGAAAAUGUUUUGUCACUGAAACAAAUCUUGUGUAUCAUCAGAGAACGCAUACAGGAGAGAAACCAUUCUCAUGUUCUGAUUGUGGAAAAUGUUUUAGUCGUAAAGACACUCUUGUUAAACAUCAGAAAAUGCACACAGGAGAGAAACCAUUCUCAUGUUCUGAAUGUGGAAAAUGUUUUGUCAAUAAAACAAAGCUUGUGCUUCAUCAGAGAACGCACACAGGAGAGAAACCAUUCUCAUGUUCUGAAUGUGGAAAAUGUUUUAGUAGUAAGGCAAUUCUUGUUAUACAUCAAAGAACUCACACAGGAGAGACACCGUUCUCAUGUUCUGAAUGUGGAAAAUGUUUUAGUAGUAAGGCAAUUCUUGUUAUACAUCAAAGAACUCACACAGGAGAGACACCGUUUGCAUGUUCUGAAUGUGGAAAAUGUUUUGUCAAUAAAACAAAGCUUGUUCUUCAUCAGAGAAGUCACACAGGAGAGAAACCAUUCUCAUGUUGUGAAUGUGGAAAAUGUUUUGUCACUGAAACAAAUCUUGUGUAUCAUCAGAGAACGCAUACAGGAGAGAAACCAUUCUCAUGUUCUGAUUGUGGAAAAUGUUUUAGUCGUAAAGACACUCUUGUUAAACAUCAGAAAAUGCACACAGGAGAGAAACCAUUCUCAUGUUCUGAAUGUGGAAAAUGUUUUGUCAAUAAAACAAAGCUUGUGCUUCAUCAGAGAACGCACACAGGAGAGAAACCAUUCUCAUGUUCUGAAUGUGGAAAAUGUUUUAGUAGUAAGGCAAUUCUUGUUAUACAUCAAAGAACUCACACAGGAGAGACACCGUUCUCAUGUUCUGAAUGUGGAAAAUGUUUUAGUAGUAAGGCAAUUCUUGUUAUACAUCAAAGAACUCACACAGGAGAGACACCGUUUGCAUGUUCUGAAUGUGGAAAAUGUUUUGUCAAUAAAACAAAGCUUGUUCUUCAUCAGAGAAGUCACACAGGAGAGAAACCAUUCUCAUGUUCAGAAUGUGGAAAAUGUUUUAGUAGUAAGGCAAUUCUUGUUAUACAUCAAAGAACUCACACAGGAGAGACACAGUUUGCAUGUUCUGAAUGUGGAAAAUGUUUUGUCAAUAAAACAAAGCUUGUGCUUCAUCAGAGAACGCACACAGGAGAGAAACCAUUCUCAUGUUCUGAAUGUGGAAAAUGUUUUAGUAGUAGAGGCACACUUGUUAGACAUCAGAGAACUCACACAGGAGAGAAACCGUUCUCAUGUUCUGAAUGUGGAAAAUGUUUUAGUAGUAAGGCAAUUCUUGUUAUACAUCAAAGAACUCACACAGGAGAGACACAGUUUGCAUGUUCUGAAUGUGGAAAAUGUUUUGUCAAUAAAACAAAGCUUGUGCUUCAUCAGAGAACGCACACAGGAGAGAAACCAUUCUCAUGUUCUGAAUGUGGGAAAUGUUUUAGUAGUAGAGACACACUUGUUGGACAUCAGAGAACUCACACAGGAGAGAAACCAUUCUCAUGUUCUGAAUGUGGAAAAUGUUUUAGUAGUAGAGACACACUUGUUGGACAUCAGAGAACGCAUACAGGAGAGAAACCAUUCUCAUGUUCUGAUUGUGGAAAAUGUUUUAGUCGUAAAGAAACUCUUGUUAUACAUCAGAGAACUCACACAGGAGAAAAACCAUUUGCAUGUUCUGAAUGUGGAAAAUGUUUUGUCAGUAAAACAAAGCUUGUGCUUCAUCAGAGAAAGCACACAGGAGAGAAACCUGUAUCAUGUUCUGAAUGUGGAAAAUGUUAUAGUAGUAGAGACACACUUGUUGCACAUCAGAGAACUCACACAGGAGAGAAACCAUUUGCUUGUUCUGAAUGUAGAAAAUGUUUUAGUAGUAAGGCAAAUGUUGUUAUUCAUCAGAGAACUCACACAGGAGAGAAACCGUUUGCAUGUUUUGAAUGUGAAAAAUGUUUUAGUAGUAGAGGCACACUUGUUAAACAUCAGAGAACUCACACAGGAGAGAAACCUUUCUCAUGUUCUGAAUGUGGAAAAUGUUUUAGUAGUAGAGGCACACUUGUUAGACAUCAGAGAACUCACACAGGAGAGAAACCUUUCUCAUGUUCUGAAUGUGGAAAAUGUUUUAGCCGUCACUCAGUUCUUGUUACACAUCAGAGAAUUCACACAGGAGAGAAACUGUUCUCAUGUACUGAAUGUUAAAGAGAU
Molecule: messenger RNA, 3976 nt
Organism: Pelobates fuscus (common spadefoot toad)
Lineage: Eukaryota; Metazoa; Chordata; Amphibia; Anura; Pelobatidae
Product: zinc finger protein 850-like
Exons: 5
Coding region: 233-3970 (1245 amino acids)
Biological process (GO): regulation of transcription by RNA polymerase II
Cellular component (GO): nucleus
Molecular function (GO): RNA polymerase II cis-regulatory region sequence-specific DNA binding; DNA-binding transcription activator activity, RNA polymerase II-specific
Source: RefSeq, a predicted model, not a curated record